This is a messenger RNA of Brassica napus (rape), 1294 nucleotides long. Its product is annotated as putative FBD-associated F-box protein At3g50710. The transcript has 2 exons. The record is from RefSeq and is a predicted model, not a curated record. The annotation marks the transcript as partial. Lineage: Eukaryota; Viridiplantae; Streptophyta; Magnoliopsida; Brassicales; Brassicaceae.
ACUCGAAAUCAACCGUUACGCCCCGUUGAUAAGUCAUUCGAACUGCCAGCGUGUCUAUACACAUUUGAGAAUCUUGUGGUCUUGAAACUUUAUAAAUCGAUUCUUGUGUAUGUUCCUGAUGAUCUCGAGGUCUCGCUUUCUUCUCUCAAAACGCUGCACCUUCUGUGUGUGGAGUAUGAAAACGAAGAAUCGCACCGCAGGCUUUUAAGGGGUUGUCCUGUUCUGGAGGAGUUGGUUGUGGACAAAACUGAUAACUGGAGUGUGCGAUCAUCCUCUGUUGUGAUCCCUUCCUUGGAGAGAUUAUCUGUACUUAAUCAGUAUAGGGAUUAUGAGGCCUACACUGAUAAAUUAGAACAUGAGUCUUACAACGAUAGAGUUACCAUUAAUGUCCCGUCUUUGAAGUACUUGGACUACGUUGAUAUCGUUGACUAUGGUCAUUUGUGUUUGAGUGAAGAUAUGCCCGAGUUGGUGGAGGCACAUGUUAAACUUGUUUGCAAAAAUCCUGAGAAGCUCAUGAGGUCUCUUACAGCAGUCAAACGCCUCUCUUUAUGUUUGUUUAAUCAUUCAAUGGUUCAGCAUCGCAUUGGAUUCGAUCAGCUUGUUCACCUAGAGCUAUGUGGAUGCAGCCCAAAGUGGUGGGAUCUACUUACUUGGAUUCUCAAAAGUUCUCCUAAACUACAAGUUCUCAAGCUCAACCAGUGUCAGGAGGAGUGCUUUUGUUCUGUAAAGCCUAUUGAACGUUGGUGGGAAGAGCUGAAUACUUGUCCCAUAAAGCCUAUUGAAGGACGUUGGGGACAGCUGAGUUCCGUUCCUGAAUGUGACGUUUCAUCUCAAUACUUUUGAAUGGAAUUAUUACAAUGGAAGACGGGAAGAGAAGAAACUGGUGGCUUAUAUCCUAAGAACCGCCAAACGGUUAAAAAUUGCAGAGAUCUCUGCAUGGGAUUUUGAUCCAGAAGAGGAAUCUCAGAUACUCAAGGAGGUGGCUUCUUUGCAUAGGGCUUCAAAGUCAUGUAAGCUUUUGUUGGGUUUUUAAAAUACAAGAUGGUACUAGUAGUCUGUCCCAAUAAAACCUAGUAGCGUCUGAAAGAUAGAUGUGUCGGAAAGGGGAAAGCUUGUCAAAUUUAUGUUUAGCUCUUUCAUAUUGCUUCCAUUUUGUUCUUGGAAGCAUCAUGCAACAACAUAAUGUUGAUAAAUAUAACAGCUUCUCAAGAAUGUGGAAAGCUGUUAUAGUAUUUGUAUAUAUUACUUACUUUUUUUAUGUUUAUCAACAUGUAACAACUUCUUGGACGUUUCA